This is a messenger RNA of Naumovozyma castellii, 738 nucleotides long. RefSeq lists its product as uncharacterized. NCBI's taxonomy places the organism in Eukaryota, Fungi, Ascomycota, Saccharomycetes, Saccharomycetales, Saccharomycetaceae. The record is from RefSeq and is a predicted model, not a curated record. The coding region runs from base 1 to 738 and encodes 245 amino acids. The transcript has a single exon.
AUGAACAAGUCUAAGACGCUAAUCAUCCCUCCUCAGGGACUACCCCCUAAAUUGCCCACUUUCACCAACUCUAACACUGGCAUUGAGGGACUCAACCACACCAACGACGUUGAUAAAGUUACCAAGACCCUCUGCAUCGCAUUCGCAGACUCUACCCCCGGUGACUACCUCAUGAAGAAGUUCUUCAAUGUGGCCCUCGACGAACCCACCUCCAGGUCCCGUAUCGACGCCAUGAUGCAUUAUUACACCGCCUGUUACCAUGAUUUGGGUGGUGAACUCAUCGAGGCAAACUCCUUCGAUGCUGUGUCACUUUGGAGUGUUCCAGGGGCUCAUUUACCCGUCUCUUACACUAACGACCCCAAAUUCAACAAGAUCUUCUUUGAUGAUAUGGUCAAGAGGAAGAAGGCCGUCUUACCCGAGGGAAUGGACUAUUAUUAUCUGUUCAUGAUCGGGAAGGAUUUGACCCAUCCGGAAAUCAGAGGCUCUGUGAGAAAAAUAUUCCAAUAUUUCCAAAAGAGGGCCGAUGAUGAGAAUUGUGCCAUCAUCUUGGAAGCCAUCUCUGAGCAUGCCAGAUCUGUGUAUGAAUAUUUUGGUUUCAAGAACUACCUUACCUUUAAAUUCGGUGUUGGUGAGUGCGAUUCCAAGGGGAAUUUGGAUCCCAAGGGAGAGGGUUUCACUGCAUAUUUGAUGAUCUACCACAAGGACGGUGACAAGGUGUUGCGAGCAUAUAAUAUAUAA